Molecule: messenger RNA, 645 nt
Organism: Carassius gibelio (silver crucian carp)
Lineage: Eukaryota; Metazoa; Chordata; Actinopteri; Cypriniformes; Cyprinidae
Gene: sf3b5
Product: splicing factor 3b, subunit 5
Exons: 2
Coding region: 167-427 (86 amino acids)
Biological process (GO): mRNA splicing, via spliceosome
Cellular component (GO): U2 snRNP; precatalytic spliceosome
Source: RefSeq, a predicted model, not a curated record
GUCUACGCCAAUGUUUUCCACAGCGACAGAGAUCUGAGUAACUCCUUCCGCUCCGACUACAGCCUGCACACAGACACAAAGCUAAUAGCACUGAGUAACGUUACUGUUACAGGAAACCAACUUUUACUUUCCUCACAUUUGACUUUAGAAACACCGAUAGUUGAAGAUGACUGAUCGUUACAACAUCCACAGUCAGCUGGAGCAUCUGCAGUCGAAGUACAUCGGCACAGGCCACGCAGACACCAGCAAGUGGGAAUGGCUGGUUAACCAGCACAGAGACUCAUACUGCUCCUACAUGGGCCACUUCGACCUUCUCAAUUACUUCGCUGUCGCUGAGAACGAGAGCAAGGCUCGGGUCCGCUUUAACCUGAUGGAGAAGAUGCUGCAGCCAUGUGGUCCACCAGCUGACAAACCUGACGAUGCUUAGGGCCGUGACUCUGUCCCCACAGCUGGAUGUUUUCUGUUCAUUCAGUCCUGGGAGAUCAAAUAUAGAGACCCUGGACACAUGAGGGAACCGUUGAAUCCUCUUGUUAAUGAACCAGUCAAUGUUCUCUUUUUUAUGCUUUUUUUUUUUUGUGAUAUUUUGUAUAGAUUGUUGAACUUCAAGUGUGUUUAAAGAAAAUAAAAUUGAUACCCAAUCAGUAA